Phragmites australis (common reed) is the source of this 928-nucleotide messenger RNA. Its product is annotated as embryo-specific protein ATS3A-like. NCBI's taxonomy places the organism in Eukaryota, Viridiplantae, Streptophyta, Magnoliopsida, Poales, Poaceae. The coding region runs from base 230 to 784 and encodes 184 amino acids. The record is from RefSeq and is a predicted model, not a curated record. The transcript has 2 exons. Gene Ontology annotation, molecular function: protein binding.
GCGAAGCUGGACCACCACCACUUGGACACGAGGCCCGUGCCGCCUGGCAGAGCAGCAAGAGAGCCGUCGGCGUCAGUCCUCUCGCCUGCAGCCAGUGUGGCAGGCCAGACGCAUCUGGUCCCCGACACGCCAUCGUCGCACUCGCACAUAUCCUUCGCCUGCCUGCCUACUUCACCGCCCGGCUGCGUCCCGCGUCCUUCGAGUUCCGGCGUUGCCAUCACCGGCAAUAAUGGAGUUUCCCGGUGCUGCCGUGGCCGCGCGUCGUCUGGCGCCGCUGGUGCUCGCCGUCCUACUCCUUCUCGCGCCCCCUUCCUCCGUCGCGCUCGCCCGAGACAGCCGCACCGCGGCGGCGGCGGCGGCCGGCGGGAGCGGGAGACGGGCGUGCACGUACACGCUGAAGGUGAAGACGAGCUGCGCGUCGCCGCGGCGGACGUCGGACGCCGUCAGCGUCGCGUUCGGCGACGCGUACCGCAACGAGGUCCAAGCGCCGCGGCUGCCCUCCGGUGGCAACGCGCUGGAGCGGUGCGCCACGGACACGUUCCGCGUCGCGGGGCCCUGCGGGUACGGCGUCUGCUACCUCAACCUCCGCCGCGACGGCCGCGACGGCUGGGCGCCCGAGUGGGUGCAGGUCCUCGAGCCGGGCCCCGGCGCCGCCAAGGCCACCUUCUACUUCGGCGACCCGCUGCCGGACGGCAUCUGGUACGGCCACGACCGGUGCCCCAAGGCCGCGGCGACCACCGAGGUGCCGCGCGCCAACAACUCCUCUGCCUCGCCACAGGGCUGAUCCGUCCUCUCCUCCCUGCCGGGGAGUGGGAGCGAGGUGCACGCGCAUCUACGACGUCCCUCAAUCCUCCAUGGAUUGGUGCGACGGCGGUGUACUUUUCUUCGGAUCAACAAAUAAAUCUGCUUCCGUUUGCGUUUUUACCCC